Lodderomyces pseudojiufengensis is the source of this 1104-nucleotide messenger RNA. RefSeq names its product putative family 17 glucosidase (gene MP65). The coding region runs from base 1 to 1104 and encodes 367 amino acids. The record is from RefSeq and is a predicted model, not a curated record. Gene Ontology annotation, molecular function: glucan endo-1,3-beta-D-glucosidase activity; 1,3-beta-glucanosyltransferase activity. The transcript has a single exon. Lineage: Eukaryota; Fungi; Ascomycota; Pichiomycetes; Serinales; Debaryomycetaceae. Gene Ontology annotation, cellular component: extracellular region; fungal-type cell wall; cell surface. Gene Ontology annotation, biological process: cell wall organization; carbohydrate metabolic process.
AUGUUAUAUAAAUCUUUAAUUUCAUCAGCUUUAUUAGCUCAAGCUUUAGCUAUUCCAGCUAUUCAUCAACAUCAUCAACAUAAAAAUGAAAAAAGAGCAGUUCAUGUUGUAACUAAAACUAAUGUUGUUGUUGUAACUUUAGGUGCUGGUGAUGCUACUACUACUUUAUCUCCAGUUACUAUUUCAUCAGCUACUGAAGUUGGUGAUGUUAGUGCUGUUACUGAUGCUCCUCAAAAUGCUCCUUCAACUACUGUUGAAGCUCCAACUGAAGUUGCUUCAACUUCUUCUGCUUCAACUGAAUCUCCUCAACAAACUGGUGGUUCAAAUGUUGGUUCAGGUGGUGCAAAAGGUGUAACUUAUACUCCAUAUUCAGAUCAAGGUGGUUGUAAAUCUUCUGGUCAAAUUGCUUCAGAAAUUGCUGAAUUAUCAGGAUUUGAUAUUAUUAGAAUUUAUGGAGUUGAUUGUGAUCAAGUUGCUCAAGUUUUAAAAUCAAAAGCUUCAAAUCAAAAAUUAUUUGCUGGUAUAUUUGAUGUUUCACAAAUUUCUCAAGGUAUUUCUACUAUUGCAGAUGCUGUUAAACAAUAUGGUUCAUGGGAUGAUAUUCAUACUGUUUCAAUAGGUAAUGAAUUAGUUAAUUCUGGUCAAUGUUCACCAUCACAAAUUCAAUCAUAUGUUCAAGAAGGUAAAUCAGCUUUAAAAUCUGCAGGAUAUAAUGGACCAGUUGUUUCAGUUGAUACUUUUAUUGCAGUUAUAAAUAAUCCAUCAUUAUGUUCAUAUUCAGAUUAUGUUGCAGUAAAUGCUCAUGCUUUCUUUGAUGGUCAUAUUGAAGCAAAUCAAGCUGGUGAUUGGGUAUUACAACAAAUUCAAAGAGUUUGGACUGCUUGUGGUGGUAAAAAAAAUGUUUUAAUUACUGAAACUGGUUGGCCAUCAAGAGGUGAUUCAAAUGGUGUUGCUAUACCAUCAAAACAAAAUCAAAAUAAUGCUAUAAGUUCUAUUAAAUCAACUUGUGGAUCAAGUGCUAUUUUAUUUACUGCUUUUAAUGAUUUAUGGAAAGCUGAUGGUCCUUAUAAUGCAGAAAAAUAUUGGGGAUUCUUAUCAAAUUAA